GGCCUCAAGAAGACGCUCAACGCUAACCCCGCGCCCCCCUGCGGCCCUGUCCGCUGGGUGCUGCAGUCCCGGUGCGACAAAUGCCAGUCCGGGAAACACAAGUGCCCGGGAAACGGUAUCGGACCCUGCAAGAGGUGCAGAAAGGGCACCGAUCCGUGCACGCUUUACGGAAUCCGCGCCGAUGGCGCUUUCAUCGGCCGCACCAUCUUCGUCCUCGAAGACCUGCCGGUGAACGUGCAGAUCGUCGCUCAGGCCGCGAUCGAGUACGUUCUCGUCUGGCUCGCCAAGGCGGACUACGAAGCCAACCCGAGCCUCGCCCCCGACGCCGCCCCUCCUUUCCGCGAGGGCGAAGCCUACCCGGCGUACGCCAAGUGGGAUCGGCAGCAGGCCCGCGACUGGGCCGCCAAGGUCCUCUUUGACAAGAAGAGGAAACUCGUCUUCGCCGGCGUGAAGACGUACUGGACGAACGGGUCUGAUGAGGGCUCGGGCACGGCUGGCGCACCCGCGACGUCGUCAAGUCGUGGCGCAAGAUCCGCCUCUGCUCCGUCCCGUGCGCGGAAGUCCUCGCACACCGCCGCCCCCCUCCCUGGUCCCUCCCUCACGCGCCCAUCCGCCGCUGCCGCCGCCACCGCGCCCGUCCCCGCGCCCGUCCCCGUCCCCGUCCCCGGUCCCUCGGCGCCCCGGAAGCGCAAACACGACUCCAGCGGUGAUGCUCUGCCGAGGCGGAAAGUCGCCAGGACGUCCGGGAAGGCCGCCGCGAUCUUGGCCGACGCCCUCGACGACGACGAGCCUGGGACUAACGAGGAGAUCCUCGACGCCCUCCGUCACGCUCACCCCGCCGGCGACGACCUCCCGUGGCCAGAGUUGUACGACAUCCUCAACAUCGUCGAGGCCACCUCCGUUGAGAAGGCCGCCGCUUUAACCCGACUCGAGGAAGCGGCGGGUGUGUUCAGCGCAGCGCUCAGCGUCGCAUCCAGCAAAGCCAAGGCGCACGCUUCCAGUCUCGUCUCGCUGCGCCUUUGGGUAGGAAAACACAAGCAGAAGGACAACGAGCAGGACGACAGCGAGCAGGGAGAGGGUGAGCAGGACAGCAACAACAACAACAACAACAACAACAACAACAACAACGAGGAAGACGACGAGUAG
Epithele typhae is the source of this 1146-nucleotide messenger RNA. RefSeq lists its product as uncharacterized. The record is from RefSeq and is a predicted model, not a curated record. The annotation marks the transcript as partial. The transcript is spliced from 4 exons. NCBI's taxonomy places the organism in Eukaryota, Fungi, Basidiomycota, Agaricomycetes, Polyporales, Epitheliaceae.